Dromiciops gliroides (monito del monte) is the source of this 3244-nucleotide messenger RNA. RefSeq names its product sodium/potassium-transporting ATPase subunit alpha-4-like. The coding region runs from base 56 to 3028 and encodes 990 amino acids. The record is from RefSeq and is a predicted model, not a curated record. Gene Ontology annotation, cellular component: membrane. Gene Ontology annotation, molecular function: ATP binding; P-type sodium:potassium-exchanging transporter activity; ATP hydrolysis activity. The transcript has 22 exons. Gene Ontology annotation, biological process: sodium ion export across plasma membrane; intracellular sodium ion homeostasis; proton transmembrane transport. NCBI's taxonomy places the organism in Eukaryota, Metazoa, Chordata, Mammalia, Microbiotheria, Microbiotheriidae.
UAAUAGAAACACCAAGAAGCAGAAGCCUGGUAAAAAGAAGAAAGGUUAUAAAAAUAUGGAUGACCUCAAGAAGGAAGCAGUCAUGGAAGACCACAUGCUGAGUCUGGAGGAGCUAAGCCGAAAGUAUGAGGUUGACCUGAUCAAGGGUCUCACCAGCAAACGAGCAAGGGAGAUCCUGUUACAGGAUGGGCCUAACACCCUCACCCCACCUCCCAACAUUCCUGAGUGGGUCAAGUUCUGUAGUCAACUUUUCGGGGGUUUCUCCCUCCUCCUGUGGACUGGUUCCAUCCUCUGUUUUGUGGCCUACAGCAUCCAGAGAAUCUCAAAUAAGGACGCUGAUAAAGACAAUCUGUUUUUGGGCUUCGUGCUGGCAGCCGUGGUCAUUAUCACUGGCUGUUUCUCCUAUUACCAGGAGGCCAAGAGCUCUAAGAUUAUGGAGUCAUUCAAGAACAUGGUGCCACAGCAAGCAUUAGUGAUUCGAUCAGGGGAGAAGAUGCAGAUCAACGCAGAGAAUGUGGUUCGGGGAGACUUGGUGGAGGUGAAGGGUGGAGAUCGAAUCCCUGCUGAUCUCCGGGUCAUCUCUUCCCAAGGAUGUAAGGUGGAUAAUUCAUCCCUGACUGGCGAAUCAGAGCCACUAAUGCGUUCUCCGGAUUUCACUGACCCCAAUCCCCUGGAAACCCGUAACAUCUGCUUCUUCUCCACCAACUGCGUGGAAGGAAACGCCCGGGGCAUUGUGAUAGCCACUGGAGACCACACAGUGAUGGGCCGAAUUGCCUCAUUGACCUCUGUCUUGGAAUCUGGCAAGACACCCAUUGCUGUGGAGAUCGAGCACUUUAUUCACAUUAUCACAGGAGUGGCUGUAUUUCUGGGACUCACCUUCUUCUUUCUCUCCAUCUUUCUGGGUUAUGGCUGGCUGCAGGCUGUCAUCUUCCUCAUCGGCAUCAUAGUGGCCAACGUACCUGAGGGGCUACUAGCUACUGUCACCGUGUGUCUAACUUUGACAGCCAAGCGAAUGGCCCGGAAAAACUGUCUGGUCAAGAACCUCGAGGCCGUGGAGACCCUGGGCUCCACCUCCACCAUCUGCUCAGACAAGACGGGCACCCUCACCCAGAACCGGAUGACUGUGGCCCACAUGUGGUUUGACAAGACUAUAUAUGAGGCUGAUACCACUGAGGACCAGUCUGGGAACGUGUUUGACAAGAACUCUGAAACUUGGCCUGCCCUGGCUCUAAUUGCUGGUCUCUGUAACCGAGCAGAAUUUACACCAAAUCAAGAAAAUAUCCUUAUCUCUAAGAGGAAGACAACAGGUGAUGCAUCUGAAUCAGCUCUACUCAAAUUUAUUGAACAAUCUUAUGGCCCAGUGACUGAGAUGAGGCAAAAGUACCCCAAGGUGGCAGAGAUCCCCUUCAAUUCCACCAACAAGUACCAGCUAUCAAUCCACGUUCGGGAUGCGAGCGCCAUGAGAUAUUCGCUGGUGAUGAAGGGAGCUCCAGAACGGAUCCUGGAUUGUUGCUCUACUAUCCUAAUAAAUGGCAUAGACUAUCCAUUGAAUGAGGAGGCUCUUCAGUUCUUCCAGGAUGCCUACCUAGAACUGGGAGGGCUAGGGGAGCGUGUGCUGGGGUUCUGCUAUUUGGACCUCCCCGAACCAUACAUUGGGGACUUUCAGUUUGAUACAAACAAUAUCAAUUUCCCUACAAAGGAACUCUGCUUUGUGGGGCUCAUAUCCAUGAUUGACCCACCUCGAGCCGCUGUCCCUGAUGCUGUAAGCAAGUGCCGUAGUGCAGGCAUCAAGGUGAUCAUGGUAACUGGAGAUCACCCUAUCACUGCCAAGGCCAUCGCUAAAGGUGUUGGAAUAAUCUCUGAGAACAAUGAGACUGUGGAGGAUAUUGCUGCCCGGCUGCGUAUCUCUGUCAGCCAGGUGGACCCCAGGGAUGCGAAAGCCUGUGUGAUACAUGGCUCACAACUAAAGGACAUGUCACAAGAGCAGCUAGACCAUGUCCUCCAAGAACACACCGAGAUCGUCUUUGCCCGAACUUCACCUCAGCAAAAGCUCAUCAUUGUGGAAGGAUGUCAGAGACAGGGUGCUAUUGUAGCAGUGACUGGUGAUGGGGUGAAUGAUUCUCCUGCACUGAAAAAGGCUGAUAUUGGCAUUGCCAUGGGGAUCACUGGCUCUGAUGUUUCCAAGCAGGCAGCUGACAUGAUCCUUCUGGAUGACAAUUUUGCUUCCAUUGUCACUGGGGUGGAGGAAGGGCGACUCAUUUUUGACAAUCUGAAGAAGUCCAUCGCCUAUACCCUGAGCAGCAAUGUUCCUGAGAUAAGCCCUUUCUUGUUGUUCAUCAUCUUGAAUAUACCCCUGCCUCUGGGCACUAUCACCAUUCUCUGCAUUGAUCUGGGUACUGAUAUGGUCCCUGCAAUUUCCUUGGCCUACGAGUCAGCGGAGAGUGACAUAAUGAAGCGUAUGCCUCGGGACCCCAAGAAGGACAAGCUGGUGAAUCGACGACUCAUCAGCAUGUCCUAUGGGCAAAUUGGGAUAAUCCAAUCUUUGGCUGGCUUCUUCACUUACUUUGUGAUCAUGGCAGAGAAUGGUUUCUGGCCCUUAUUUCUGCUGGGCCUCAGGGUUAAGUGGGACAAUUCGUUUAUCAAUGACCUGGAAGAUUGUUAUGGACAGCAGUGGACCUAUGAGCAGCGAAAGGUGGUAGAGUUCACAUGCCAAACGGCCUUCUUCAUCAGCAUUGUAGAGGUGCAAUGGACUGACCUCAUCGUCUCCAAGACCCGUAGAAACUCUGUCUUCCAACAGGGCAUGACAAACAAGGUCUUGAUCUUUGGGUUAAUAGAAGAGACACUUCUGGCAGUUUUUCUGUCCUACUGCCCAGGCAUGGAUAUUGCCCUUCGAAUGUACCCACUCAAACUAAGUUGGUGGUUCUGUGCCCUCCCCUACUCUGUCCUUAUCCUUGUCUAUGAUGAGAGCCGAAGAUAUUUAAUUCGGCACAACCCUGGUGGCUGGGUGGAGAAGGAGACAUACUACUGAGUCAGCAGAAGACACACUGUGCACUGGACAGAAAGAGCAUCCUGAAAGGGGGGGUGGUGUUGUUGGUUCAUGGGUAUUGGCUGGGGAGAGGCCAGUGUCUAGUUAAAAGCAAGGAAUAGUUAGGAUUGGGGAGGGAAAAUAGGGCAUCCCUGUACAGGGAGGGGUAAGGAGAGGUAAGGAGAAGAAAGGAAGGGGAUUGAAAUAAGAAUAAUUUAG